AUGGAAAAGCACCCUCUUGCGCUCUGCCCUGAGCACCGUUCCCGAUCUACUGCAGAAUUGCAAUUGUUGCCCUCCGAACACCUCUUACAGACUAGAGCACUCCCCGGUCCCGUAACGACAACAACCGACACGAGACAGCCUCGACGACUGCGUCGGCAACGCUCCGCUCCGGUGGAUCCGCAGGGCCACGGCAACGGCAGCGCUGGCCAGCGGAGCGGCCUCAGCGGAGCGCUUCCGGGUACAGGGCAGCUCGUCGCAGCGUCGGCUGCUGACAUGAGCAGUUUGGAGACCCCAGGCACCAGGCAACCGGCGGCGUCGAACCUGCUGCCGACCUCUCCGUCGAGCCAAGACUUCCAGCACUGUCAAUGGCGGAUACGCGUCACGCGGGGUGCCAUCGCAGGCGAAGAGGAGCGUUCGCUGCUGCAGCGGACGUGCUUGUGUGACCUGCAUAGCUUGCCUAGCAUGCUUUUCACGCAAAACAACAUCCAUAUAGAGCGUUACUGCGGUAAUGACGCUGCAGAAGGGUUUCAGCCUAUCCUUCGAUUCAACGCUGUUGAUGCGCUUCGCGAGGUGCAGCCGGCACCCGCAGCGCCGCCCCAAGUCCACGAAGCGAGCGCCUGGCAGCGGCAGGUAUCGAGCGUUGCGCGGGUCCCGCUGACGGUCGCCAAGGACUGGACUUUCACCACGACCUAUGCAGGUACGCUGGCGGAUCACUUGCAGAUAGGCAGCUGGCGACCGGUGCCUGUAUCCAAAGCGCUGCCCCUAACCGAGCUGCAGUCGCGUGAGAUACCGCCGGAAUUUUAUACCGAGUUAAUUCUGUUUGAAGAUGAACUCGAUGACCAGGGGAUAUCGAGUUAUAGCGUGAGAAUUCGGGUCAUGCGGCAAGCCUUUUGGUACUUGUUGGCCCGGUUCUGGCUUCGCAUCGAUCGCAAGCUCGUACGCAUCUACGAUACGCGCUACUUUCACCGAUUCGGGAGCAGCGUCCUAGUUCGUCAAGUGCAGCGACGCGAAGCGAGCAUGGAAACCGUACAGCGAGCCAUUCUAUCUGGCUGGCAUGCCUCGAUGUCCACUGGGGCGAUGCAAUGCCGUCCCGACGACAAGGACAACGAAGACGACGAAGACGCUGCCGAGCCUGGAUGCAAAGCCUCAGAGGGCGUAUCCCCGACAAAUGCUUGCACGUCGGUCGAGGACAUCACCCAGUGGCGCGCUACCUACCAUUGUACAGAUGCGGAUCGUGUACUUGCAUUUGUUCCUAUCAUAGAGCAGAGCGCAGAGGUCUUGGAUCUUCGGAGCUAG
Messenger RNA from Cyanidioschyzon merolae strain 10D, 1296 nucleotides. RefSeq lists its product as hypothetical. Gene Ontology annotation, biological process: TOR signaling. Gene Ontology annotation, cellular component: cytosol. NCBI's taxonomy places the organism in Eukaryota, Rhodophyta, Bangiophyceae, Cyanidiales, Cyanidiaceae. The record is from RefSeq and is a predicted model, not a curated record. The transcript has a single exon. Bases 1 to 1296 code for a protein of 431 amino acids.